Molecule: messenger RNA, 4698 nt
Organism: Hirundo rustica (Barn swallow)
Lineage: Eukaryota; Metazoa; Chordata; Aves; Passeriformes; Hirundinidae
Gene: GASK1A
Product: golgi associated kinase 1A
Exons: 4
Coding region: 1-1218 (405 amino acids)
Cellular component (GO): Golgi apparatus
Source: RefSeq, a predicted model, not a curated record
AUGAAGCCCGCGGCCCCAGCAGCUGUCGGGGUGCUGCUGGCCCUGGCCCUGCUGGCCCUCAUCCACCUGCCCCCACCUCCGCCCCGCUCGCUGCUCCCGCUGCCGGCCUCACCCCGCGCAGGGCCCCCGCGGGCGGCGGUCCCCGCGUCUGCAGCCCGGGCCUACAGAAGGAGGCUCCCCGUGCCCCGCACUCGCCCGCGGCAGGAGCGGGCCCCUGGCCGGAGCAGGAGGCGCCGAGGGGCGGGGAGGGACACUCCGCCGUGGCUCUCUGCUGACGACCUCCAGAAGAUGUGGCUGCUGUCCAGGGGGCAGGUGGUCUCCAAAACCCGUGUCCCUGCCCACGGGCAAGUCAUGCGAGUGGGGCUGCGUGCCGUGGGGGAUGCCGAGGGAGAUGUCUCAGCCAGCCCAGAAGGAGACUGCCAGGAUGGGCGCUGUGGGCUCAUCAAGCGCCCCGGGGACCUGUACGAGGUGCUGGCCUUCCACCUGGACAGGGUGCUGGGGCUGAACCGCAGCCUGCCCGCCGUGGCCCGGCGCUUCUCCAGCCGCCUCCUGCCCUACAGCUACACCAACGGCGCCCUGCGCCCCAUCAUCUGGUGGGCUCCUGACCUCCAGCACCUGGAGGAUGCCAGCAAUGACCAGAACUCCUGUGCCCUGGGAUGGCUGCAGUACCAGGAGAUGCUGCAGCCCCGCAGACCGACGGUGGUGGCCAGGGACGCUCCCUGCUCCAGCAUCCCACACAGCGAAUGGAGCCGCCUGGCUCUCUUUGACUUUCUUCUCCAGGUUCACGACCGCCUGGACCGCUACUGCUGUGGCUUUCAGCCUGAUCCCUCUGAGCCCUGCGUGGAGGAGAUGCUCCAUGAGAAGUGCCGGAAUCCAGCAGAGCUGGUCCUGGUCCAUAUCCUGGUCCGGAGGAGUGCGCCAUCCCGCCUGGUGUUCAUCGACAACGCAGGCAGGCCACAGCACCCUGAGGAGAAGCUCAACUUCAGGCUCCUGCAAGGCAUAGACAGCUUCCCGGCGGCGGCGGUGGCCACACUGCGGUCGGGCAGAUUGCAGAGCCGGCUGCUGGAGUCCCUGCGCCUGGACCGGGAGCUCUGGGAGAGCCAGGGUGGUGCCGAGGGGCUGAAACCCCUGCUCCGGACCAUUGACAGGCGGGCACAAAUCCUGCUCCGCCACAUCCAAGAGCACAACCUGGAGGUGUUUGAGGACUCGCCGCGCUGAGCCGAACUCCGGCUGGCUCACGGUGCCUGCCUUGCGCAUCCCAGCAGCCAUGGAUGUACCUCAUGCCCUCGGCAUGGACGUUACGAGGCUCUGUGCUGGUGCUUGGCCCUCCACAAGGUGUUUCGCUUCAUCUCGUAGGAUGAUGUGGAGAAGCAGAUGGAAUCACAAGAUGGAAUCACUCCUAAGACAACCCACAACUGCUUGUGAAAGGCAACAGUCAUCAAGUUAUGGUCUCAGCAUGGAUUUUCAAAGGAGGGGCAAUUCAGUGAAAUUUUUUGGGUGCCUUUACUCACACGCAUGCAAACAUACACACAGAAACUAUGAAAACUGGAGGCUUGGACAGUUGAACAGCUGACAAGGACCCUGGAAAGAGUUAAAGAAGCAAUGGAAGAAGUCACUGGCAGCCUUUCCAUGGCUUGUGCUGGACUUUUUGAUGAUGUCUUCACUAUUUCUGAAACAUCCUAGACAGAGAGUUAGGGGGAAAGCAGAGGGGAGCUUUCUAAAGGAUUAAACAAAGACAAGACACUAGAGCUGAGGUCUGCCUUUCCCCCUGCAGAAGAGGUGAAGUGUGCCUGGGAGUGAGUGUGAGCCACUGCCUGAAGCUGAGACUAGGCAGGACCUUGGAGCUCAGCAACACUGGGCAGCAGAUGCGCUCACGUAGCCCAUGGUACCAUGGCCAGUGAGAGCCACGAGCUGUGUGCCAUGUGCCAUGAUCCAUGCAUGUGCCUUGAUGGGCCUGGGCUGCUGCCAAUGCUGUCAAUAUCAGAUCUGAAGAUUUAAAUCUCUAGUUCACUCUUUCCCUUCACUGUCAGGGAAGUAAAGGCAAAACUACCCCACUUCUUGAAAGCACUCUGACUGCUCUCUUGGGCAUGACUACAUGUAACUCUUCCCCAGGCUUGCAGAAAUUUGUUUUAACAAAAAUGCCCGGCUGUUUUAGCAGAAGGCAGUCCAGCGUGAAAUGCUUUCUGAGCAUGCUAGCACCUCCAGCAGAGCCCAUCCUGUUCCUGUCACCCCUCAGGCUCUUGCCUAGCAGCCCACUCUGAUGAGGAACAGCAGCCUCCUAGCUAGGCAGGUCCUCAAGUGUCAGGGCUGAGAGAUAAUUCAAAAUCAAAAUGAAUAGGACGAAAAAGAUGCAGGGAUGGGCUCCAACUUUCCCCACAGUGUAUCUCCCAGCUGAGGCAUGCAUUCAGUGUUUGCCUGGCCUGUGGGUUUAUGAUUUGCCACCAGAAGGCUUUUUAAAGGCCUCAAUUUUUCCUGUGUUACAGGCAGAGCAUCCAUGCUUCAGGCACUCCGAUUCACUUGUGCUUUGGAAAAUUUCAGUGAGACUGGCCUGGGUACCCAGCUGCACCAUGGUGCAGCUGUCCCAUUGCUUUGGAGAACUUGGCCACCCCUGCAGUGGGAGAGGAAAAGCUGUGUAUGGAUACCUUCCCUGCUCCAUCCUUCUCAGCACAAUGUCAGUUUGAGAGCCUGUAAAGGGAUGCUUUAACACCCAUGCUGAUAAGCACAGGCAAUUACCUUUUUUCCCCUUUUCUCUCUUGCUGAAGAGAGGAUGAAGCGAGAGGCGGGUGACAUGAAUCAACAAGCAAGCAUGAGUGCUCUCAGGAAGCAUCAGCACUCAGCAUCUCAGGCACAGCAGCAUCCAAAGUGCCAUCAGCUUGUUCCUGGAGUCCUGCCCUCCAAUUAGCCAGGGAGAGCCUUUCCCCCAGCACUCUCUCCACCCCGUGAAUUAUCACCCCAUUUGCUGUGCCAUGAGAUGGAUGACGGUCAUGGAAACCCUGCUAAAGCCUGAAUCCCGGGGAUUUACUACUGGGAGUUGAGCUUAGCUUUUAAGCUUGAAAGAGAACAAAAUAACUCAUCCUGGGUCCUAUGAAAAGCUGUUCCCAGGCAUGGCUGUGUAAGAGUAAAGGAUACUAAAUGUAACAUAAUUAAAUCCAAAAAAUACGCUGGGAAAAACAGUGAGGUAAAAAGAGCGUAAGUUAAGAUAUACAGCGUGAGUCAGAAUCUUGCUUUUUCUCAUUAAAGUGAGAAAUUUCAUUAAAGGGGAGGUUUUCCUCCCAUGUAAGCCAAGUUCCCAGUGAGAAUCAAGAGACAGGUGGGGGGCUCUGCGCAGUGGCCAAAGCUGUGGACAUUGCUGAGCUGUACCAACAGCUUUUGCCUUGCCUCUGGUUGCAUCUGCUCGACCUUAACAUUGCACAAGGUAGCGGGGUUUUGGGUUUUUUUAAUUCUAUUUCUUUGGUUGUAAUGUGAGUUUGCUGGCUAAACACAUGUGGGAACAUCUGUAUGCAGUUAUACAUGUGAAUCAAAAUUCCUUGUGAUUUAACAAAGAGCCACGUAUGGAUAAAUAAGAGAAACAAAAGCCAAGAUCUUGCUGAGACUGAUCAUUAAUCUUCUCUAAUUAGUCCAUUUUUCCAUGAGCUUGCCUGUGUAUCCAGCAUAGGCUCUGAACUGCGGUCAUGGCUAUUCAGAGGCAUCCUGUGGACUGCUUGCGUCAGCCUUUGCCAUGUUGUGUUGGGUUUGGUUUGCUCCAGCUAUCAAUCAUGUCAUAUUUCCUAUCAUAAACUUACUUUUAUGGUUAUAACUAUGAUAUAAUUAUAAAUAUUCAUGUGGGGCUGUGCUUGACAAACUAGAUUUGAGCAGGGAUGCUGUUUUACCAAAUUUUACUGCUCAUCAUCACAGGUCGUGUUGGGGUGUGGUCGCAAAAAAAGAUGGUUCAAGCUGGCUGCAGGAUGGCUUUGUCUUUAAGAAAGCAGCAGCAACAGCUAAGCAAGGGAAGAAGCAGUGGAGAGACAAGGGCUCCUUGACGGCGGGGAAUCCCUGCGGCACCCCUCUGCUCACCCUUGGCACCACGGGAAUGUGCUCAUUUGGGGGAACAGCAUUUGGGAGCACGGGCACGCACCUCCACGGAGCUCCACCAGGAGGGAGCUGCUUCAUCCCGCAGCGACUGGAGUGACAGGAUCCGUGUUUAACAGCUCUCUGGCUGUGCACAGGCUUUCAGCUGGCAGAAGAAAGGCCUGGGGGUUGGAAACCUGGGAACAAGUGGCUCCAACCUGCCGAGCACACGCACUCACACGAGCAAACGCGCACCGUGUCACUGCUCCUGUUCGGCCUCAUCUUAACCCCCCAGACCUGGUGAUCCCCGGGCACCCCCAGCAGCCUGCUCCUGGCUUUGCUGGCCUCACCCGCCGUAAACUAAAUGCCCAUUUGCUGCAUUUAAGAGCCACUUCUUGAGCUGGACACCGGACACGAAGUAAUCUUUUCUGCAGUCUUGUAUGGACCUCGCAGAGCAGCCCCAGCAUUCACUGAACCCACCCGGUGGCCAGGGGUGACACCAGUGGGGUGACACUCGAGAUGGUGAACCACCCUUGUGCUUCCUCCCCCUUAAGGGUGGGUUGUCUCUGCCCCCAGAGACCCCACAGGGUGCUCUGCAAAACCCACCGUGUGGCACAGGGGAAGUGCGGGCUGACUGCUGCCUGAAAGGCA